This is a messenger RNA of Fomitopsis serialis, 648 nucleotides long. RefSeq lists its product as uncharacterized. The annotation marks the transcript as partial. The record is from RefSeq and is a predicted model, not a curated record. The transcript has 2 exons. Lineage: Eukaryota; Fungi; Basidiomycota; Agaricomycetes; Polyporales; Fomitopsidaceae.
AUGACACUUCAUCUCCACUUAAUGCUGUGGAUCAUGAACUCAUUGUCCCCACAAGAAAUCAGGGACCGCAUCAUGGACCCCACUUCUGACUUUCAGCAAAGGAUGGUAGAAUAUCUUGAAGGUGUUCAUCAAGCAGAGUUCAUUGACACAACAAUGGCUGAUGUGGUAGAGAGCAUGACACAGGCCCAGGAAUCAAAUCAUUACCAAGAUCCAACACUCACCUUGCCAAUUUCGCCACCAACUACUAAACAUGAAUGCACUGGAGAUCAUACUUGUGAUCCAUGCACAAACAUGGCCAAAUGGUGGGACAUGUUUAAGCAGACUGUCAAUGAUAUCAUCUACAAAUCAAACCGUCACCAAUGCUCCACAGGCCCUGGUGGCUUUUGCAAAAGGCGAUUCCCUAGACCAAUAAGGCCAUGCACUGUAAUGGACCCACACAGUGGAGCCUUGCUGAUGAAACAGGGUGAAGCUCGCCUCAAUAGCUUCACACCAGCAUUGACAUUCCUCUUACGCUGCAACAGUGAUGUCACUAGCCUCCUUUCUGGAACUGCUAUAAAGGCAAUCACUGCUUAUGUGACAGAUUACAUUACCAAGACACCAUUGAAGACUCAUGCUAUGUUUUCUGCUGUAAGGACGGUGUUCACCCGG